GCUUUUUAAAUAUUUGCAAAAAUUGUCAAUAAAUCACAUCAAUUGACGAGAGAAAUGCCAUUUUGGAUAAAAUAUUUGAUUCGUUUAUUAAUUGCAAUGUAGUUAUGGACGAAGAGAUCAUACAUUCAUGGCUUUCAAGAAUCCAUUUUGAAGAAUAUGUAAACAACUUCAUCCGCGCGGGUUAUGACAUGCCCACCAUCUCUAGAAUGACACCUGAGGAUUUGACGGCAAUUGGAAUAACAAAACCACAAAAGAGACAAAUCCUGAAGACAGAGAUCCAAAAACUGAGUAUCGCUGACGGCAUCCCAUCUUUCAAACCAAGCUCACUGUUGGAGUGGUUGAAGAUUUUGCGUUUGGAGGAGUACUUUGCGAUUCUGUGUCAACAGGGAUACGACUCGAUCGAUAGGGUGACAGAGUUAGCCUGGGAGGACCUCGAGGAGGUCGGCAUCACUAAACUU
Messenger RNA from Medioppia subpectinata, 458 nucleotides. The record is from the annotation of a GenBank genome assembly. NCBI's taxonomy places the organism in Eukaryota, Metazoa, Arthropoda, Arachnida, Sarcoptiformes, Oppiidae.